Chironomus riparius is the source of this 2360-nucleotide messenger RNA. The record is from the annotation of a GenBank genome assembly. NCBI's taxonomy places the organism in Eukaryota, Metazoa, Arthropoda, Insecta, Diptera, Chironomidae.
GAUUGUUAAAUUUGUUGAAAAAAUUGCGAAAAAUGGAUUUAAAAUCAUUGGAUAAAGAGGCAGAAGCAGCUGCAUUAACAGAAAUAAGGAACAUGUUUCAAAGAAGUGGACAGUUGGAGAAAAUUGAGCAAUUUAGGCAUCGAAUCCAGCGAAAGAAAAAUUCAGACGAAAGUUUACUAAAAUCAGCUCUAACUCAACAAUUAAAUUCUGUUGGAUCUGGAUUACAGUUGCUGCAAUCAAGUUUAGUAAUGGCUAAAGAAGUUGAGGAAAAGAUGAUAAAUAUGCAAGACUUGAUUCAGGCAGUACCAAAAUUAAGUAAUGAACUAGAAAUAGUGAGAGAAGAAAAUGCAAAGCAUUCGCAGUAUGUUACAGCUAUGGAGAAUUUGAAGCACAUAUUUACAGUUCAAUCAAGUGUCGAAAAAGCUAUGGGAUGGAUAGAAGAAGAUAAAUUGUUGCUUGCUCAUCAAUGCUUAUCGGAUUUAGAGAAUUCUCGUGAUGAUCUGUUAUUUGAGCUACAUAAAUUAACUAAGCAGAACACACAUGAUAAAAUUACACUUAAAUGCUAUUUUGAUAAGGUCGAUAAUGUCUCGACUGCAUUACAAGAGAAGCUUCGCUUCAUAUUUAAGAGAUUAUUAAAUACAGUAAGAAAAGAACCAACAAUUGUUGUUACAGCAUUAAGGAUAGUAGAGCGCGAAGAAAAGGCUGAUCAGUUUGCACUGCAGCAACAGAAGCUUACAGGAUUUUUACCACCUGCUCGUCCAAAAGAAUGGCGUUCUAUGCUGUUUAGAACUUUAAAUGAGACAGUCGAAGAACGGAUUGAAGGAUCAAAUAUUGAGAAACGUGAUGAAAAGUUGUGGCUUGUUAAAGAUUUAGAAAUUAUGCGACAAUUGAUUUUAGAAGAUCUGAAAGUUAUUAAGACAGUAUGCAUUCCUUGUUUUCCACCAUCCUAUAAUAUUCUGCAAGAAUUUGUAAAAAUGUAUCAUAGUGCAGUAGCUGGAUUUUUGGAACAAUUAAUUCAACGUGGUAUUGAAGGAAAUGAGUAUGUAUCUUUAUUGUCUUGGAUCAUAAAUACUUAUCCUGGAAAGGAACUUAUGUUACAUCCUGACUUGAAGAUUGAUUUAUCACAAAUUGAAAAUAUUAAGCCAAUUAUGAAGAAAGAGACACUAAAAUCAUUGGAAGGUGCUUAUUUAAAGACAAUGGAAAAGAACUAUACUGAUUGGAUGGAUAAAACAGUCGAAACUGAGAAGGGAGAUUGGCAAUCGGGAAUGCCUGAUCAAGAUGACCAAUUUUUCCAUACAUCAAGCCCUGUUAUCAUCUUCCAAAUGAUCGAUCAGCACUUACAAGUUACUAAUACUAUAAGUCAGGAUUUGACAUUUGAUGCUUUAGUGCUUAGCAUUCAACAAGUAACAUUAUAUGGACAGAAAUAUCGUUUGGCAAUAAUUGAUUUUAAGGAACGGCAUUUUAAAGACAGAAGUCAAGUUCCAUUCUUUACACAGCAUAUCAUUACAAUUGUGAAUAACUGUCAACAAAUCAUGGAACUAGCACAGCAAAUUAAGCAACUUUAUUGGCCUAAAACUAGAACUGAUCAUUAUGAAGAUUUUGAGAAACUUAUAGAGACAUUCCAAGCAUUAAGAGAUGAAACUGCUUCAUAUUUACUUGAAGAAGCGUUCCUUGAUUUAGACAUUCAUUUCAAUGAGUUAUUUACUGUCAAAUGGAUUGCAACAAGCAUAGCUGCUGAUACGAUUUGUGUGACUUUACAGGAUUAUUUUCAAGACUAUAAUCAUCUGCGUGUUCUUAACUUUGAAUUUGUCAUUAAAGAAGCACAAAAGAUGGUCGCAAAACGAUACCUUAAAGCAAUGCUGUCCAAAAAGAUUAGUAAGCCAAAAGUCGAAUGUGAAGUUAUUGUCAAGAAAAUUAUUAAGGAAGUUAAGCAAAUUAAGCACUUCUUUGACAAAAUAGCACCAAAUGUGCUCAAAAAUGAUUCGCCAUUUGAUGUUAUAAUUGAUUUAGCACAGCUUCUUAAUUGCGACGUAGAAAUGAUUAUUCUCGAUUUACAUACCUUAUUGACCAACUAUCCAUCAAUCAGUGAGGAUCACUUAUUUAGGCUAUUCUAUAUUAGAAAUGAGAUCAAGUCGAAUGACAUUAAAGAGAAAAUUAAUGAUGCAUUCAAAUCACGAAAGACGACAGUUAGCACACAUGACAAACUUGGAAGUGCUAUAUUUAAGGAAAUUGUCUUUGAGAAAUUGUGGCCAGUAUAAGCUUCAUAUAUAUCCACUAAUCAACUGCUAUCACUUAUUAAUUCAUGUUUUAUGCUAUAAAGAAAGAUCAAAAAUAUUAUUAUAUAUAUAUCCAGAUUUGAU